Molecule: messenger RNA, 1562 nt
Organism: Hypoxylon fragiforme
Lineage: Eukaryota; Fungi; Ascomycota; Sordariomycetes; Xylariales; Hypoxylaceae
Exons: 1
Coding region: 530-1483 (317 amino acids)
Source: RefSeq, a predicted model, not a curated record
CAGGGCGCUAUGUUGUUAGCGGUAAACGUUGUUCAGAGUACCCAGGUAGACAUUUAGUUACAGAAUGAGAUGAAAACAUGACAAAGUCUAAGUCCUUCCAUACUUAGGGGCUGUGAGAGGUUACUCGGCCAACACCACUUAGUGGCAUCGAUUACACUUCAAAGGUUAUAUGGAAAAGUUACCUCGCCUGCUCAUAUCAUGAGUAGAUUCGAGCUAUAUUAGAGAACUCUAGUAUUCCUACUCUUCGCAUUUGACUAUAUAACGAAGACUUACUUUUGCUUUUCAUUCCCCUUUUUUUCUUCACUUCCAUCUUCGAUCUUCCCACUUUCACCCUUACAAUCUUCCUAUAUUAUAGGAUAUUUUUACAGCCUUAUUACAUUACAUCAAAAGCUCUUCUAAGGCGAAAUAUUGCUCUCAGAACAACCUCAAUCUCACUACAUACGGGAACAAAUUCCACAUUCCAUUAUACAUACUACCUAUCAUAUCACCACAACUUUUGAUAUCUCUACCAAGAGAGGCAACUGAGAGAAUGUCUUCCCCGCUGUCCAAGGGAUCAUCUACGCCGGGUCGUGUCCGAGAGCCCGUAGCCGACUUACCAGCACCUGAACUGUUGGUUCCGAAACCUCGAGACUCGUCUACCCCCCUUCUUUCUCCACCACCAUACCGAGGUCUCGGGCACCACCGCGAUCACGGAAGCCAUAGUGGUAGCUAUUACUAUCACUACCAGCAGUACCACCGACGAUAUGAACCCCGCACUCCCACGGUAAACACAGUCGGUAUGAACCAAAGCUCAGUUGAUCCGCACCCCAGAUCCGCAGCAGCCAGACCCGGAAGCCUACCCCAACAUGCAUCUCCCUCCUCCAACGACUCAGCGCGUCAUCAACAGCGGACCAUCGAGCCCGAGCGUAGUUCUCCCAGCUACCGCGCCGCCAGCCUCGCCCGCCUGGGGAUCCAUCUGGACUUCCGACAACCACAGGACAGCAACUUCUUUGCUCGCCCCUCCUCCCCCUCCCCCUCCUAUCCUCGCGUCGUGUCCAUCGCUCCGACAGAUGACGAGAAGGUAUCAGAUGAUGAGGAUAGUGGUCAUUCGCUCAGCAGUAGCUGGGAGCAUGUAGAAGAAAACCCCGACGACGACGAUGAAACACAACAUUCGGAUACCUCGGGCGGGUCCAUGGUGAUUAUACGCAAGAAGAUGAACACAGAGAUUGGAGCAGCGGGGAAGGAAAAGGAAAACGAGGACGAGGACGACGGAGAGUGGGUGGACUUGGGAAGGGAUGUGAAAGAGCUGCAGACACAGGCACAGAUGCACAAGCGAAGUACCCAGGCACGCAAGGGUGGGCUUCCGCAAAACAACAAUAACAGUAAUAGCAGGGACGACGAGCUUUCCCCUGGUCAGGGAGACCAGCGCGCGAAGGUGCACCCUCUGUUCGCUCAGAAGUAUGGGAAGAAGCCUGGCUGGAUAAACUUUGGAAGAUGGCUGUGAACUGGCCGGCCGGCUGGCUAUCUUUAGGCGCUAUUUAUACUCGUAGAUACCUUCCUGGGCAUGUAGCUAUUAUACAGAG